AUGUUGAGGAAGCCUGAGCAUGAAGUCUUUCUGGAUGACGACGGUGAUGAUGGCAAGAGGAAGUGUAGCAACAAGGUGGUGUAAGUAUAUGACUUGGUAUUGUUAUGAUGAAACUACUUUGGGUUUUAAUUUUUUUUUGAAAAGUUAUUUAGUACUAGUCGUACAACUUGCAUUUUUUAUUUUAUUAUGCUGCUUAGUACUGUAUUUUUUGGUGGCUUUGGUACUAUAUGAUACAGUUUGUGAAUUAUUUUUUAUUUUCAAAUAUUUUUUAAUUUCGAACUUUUUAUUGUAUAUUUAGAUACCAAGCUCAAUACUAUGGUAAAAAACUCAGAAACCUUUGUUACUUUAGUAAAAUAACAAUAUUAAUAUGCACUCUGAUACUAUCCAUUCUGUUCUAUAACAUGUAUCAAUCACAUCUACGUUGGAUUGAGAAACUACCACUAGACAAGACAUAUAUAGUAUUGUCAUCCGACUUGAGUAUGUACUAUCUCAUGCAUGCUCCAUUAGCUAUCAUGUACUGGAAUAGUUUGGGCGUGAAAGCAAUAUUGUUGAUUACGUUGAAAGAAAACGAAAAUGUCGAUGAUGACAACCUCGCCUUGAGUCAUAUCUUAAACUUUUUGGAAGGUGGGGCUAUGGUAAGUUGGCUUUGGGGAGGAGGGGAGGUGGAAAAAAGGAAGGGCGGGGGAGAACAGGGAAAGGGAAGGGUGGAAAUUUUACUUCCGAAGGUAUUAUAUUAUCAAUAAAAUAAUAAUUAAAAAUGUUAUAAUUAUAUUAACUUAAAAUAAAAUAUUAUGUUAUGCUAUUCUAGUUGAAUCUCCUUUAUCUAACACAUAUAAGACUUAUCACAGUCUCACUUUUCGUAUGUUUCGGCCUACACAAGACACACGAAAAAAUUCUUACUAUCCUAUACCAACUGGCCUCGUCAGUUGUGGUUGGUAUAGGUGUUUAGAAAUAAAUGCCAAAAAUCUCGGAAAAUUAAUUUUUUAAAAUUUAUUGUUUUUUUAAUUACAAAAAAAAGUUGAAUUCAAAGAAAAUUUUGAAAGGAAUGAUCAGACUAUCCACUCAAUUUACAGACCAAAAUCAUCUACUUCCGCAACUACACCAUUCCAUCCGGUCGAUUUGCUCAAACCGUUCGUGCUUUUGCUGCAGGCACUGAAUUCGCCCAUUCUUUGCCAGAUGACACUGUCUUUAUCACCUCCGAUGUCGACUUUUUCCCUAGCAAAAUCGAGAACCAUGUGCCGCGAAUCUACGCGGGAAACGAGAUCUUCAUCUAUGACAAUGAUUGUUGUAGACACAUGUAUUGGCAUGGGGAACGCUACAAGGAGUACAUCAUGAUCACGGUGGGAAUGACGUUGAGGAAGUGGAGGGAGGUCAUUGGUAAGGAGAAUAUUAAAUAUUAGGUUGUUCAAAUAAUUCUGUGCCCUAUUUGGGCAAUUUUUUUGGAGUGUUGGAUAGCAUAUUUGAAAACAAGACAUCUGUUAUGAAACUAAUCAAAAUACAAUAGGUUAAAUUUUUUCAGAAUUACCUAUGGAUACUCCUGUAACAAGUAAAUUUAUCGACACACAUAUCAGUGAAACUUUUGACAACAAUUGGAACAAUAAAAAGGUAUAUUGGCUAUGGUUUUUAGACCAACGAUUCUUCAGUUUGAAGUUCAAACAUUGGAUCGACAAGCAUCAAGAUGAGUAAGUUUCUGAAGCCUUUAUCAAAGUUUCGAAAAAUUUAAAAUUUAUUUUGGGGAUUUAUUAUAUUUUUUCCUACAUUAACAUAGACUUGGCUAUUCUAUGUAAAUGUAGGUGGGGCUAAUUUACAGGCCAGUUUUGUUAGUCUAGACCUUUUGUUUGGCUGAUUUUGGUUUAGUUUGUCCUGGUCGGCCGUUUUUAUUAAUUUUAGGCUAAUUUAACUUUAUUUUUCGCUUUAUUUGAUCAUAGGUCUUGGUCUUACAAAUAUUUAUGUUAACAAUUACGUUAAAUGUAAUUUCUCAAGCAAUACAAUUCAGAUACGACACAGUAGUCCGCUCCUUCUACCGUAAAAGAAUGCCCAGACUUGAGCGUUUUGAUUGGCCAAAUGCGACAGAAUUCGAAAAUAUGAACGUUUGGAAACGCUACGAAAGUGCUCACAUUGCUCCAGGCGUUAUAUUAGACCCGGUAUGGGAAACCAACCUGCCCUUCUACAAGAAAAUACUCAGCCCUGGACAGUUGAAGGCAUUUGCAGUCUUAAGAGACUUUGUUAUCAAGAAUGUGGAUGUAAAAGAGGUCACCAAGUAUCAUUAUCAUCCAGAACAGAACGACCCGUACUGGAAGAGAACGUUCCACAUCAAGGGAAUGCAAAAUAAAACCAAACAUUUUUAUGACGAGGGAAGGCAUAAAAGGUUAGCGUUGUCAUGA
This is a messenger RNA of Bursaphelenchus okinawaensis, 2384 nucleotides long. The record is from the annotation of a GenBank genome assembly. Lineage: Eukaryota; Metazoa; Nematoda; Chromadorea; Rhabditida; Aphelenchoididae.